Molecule: messenger RNA, 1050 nt
Organism: Morus notabilis
Lineage: Eukaryota; Viridiplantae; Streptophyta; Magnoliopsida; Rosales; Moraceae
Exons: 1
Coding region: 1-1050 (349 amino acids)
Molecular function (GO): zinc ion binding; nucleic acid binding
Source: RefSeq, a predicted model, not a curated record
AUGUCGAAUCUUACAAAGCUUGAGUUUGUUGCCCUUGAUAUUUCUGGCAACAAUUAUUUAGCUUGGACUCUUGAUGCUGAGAUCCACCUAGAUGCUAUGAAUCUCGGAGAAACAAUUAAAGAAGGAAAUGAAGCAUCUUCACAGGAUCGCGCGAAGGCGAUGAUAUUCCUUCGUCAUCAUCUCCAUGAAGGAUUGAAAAUUGAAUAUUUGACGGUAAAAGAUCCAUAUGUCCUGUGGAGUAAUUUGAAAGAAAGGUAUGACCACCAAAAGACCGUAAUACUUCCAAGUGCUCGCUAUAAUUGGAUGCACCUACGUUUACAAGACUUUAAAAGUGUAAGCGAGUAUAAUUCCGCAAUGUUUAAAAUUACUUCUCAAUUAAAGUUAUGCGGAGAAAGUGUUAUGGAAAAAACAUAUUCUACUUUUCAUGCCUCUAAUAUGCUCCUGCAACAGCAGUAUCGAGAGCAAGGCUUUAAAAAAUAUUUUGAGUUAAUUUCAUGUAUGCUUGUUGCCGAGCAAAAUAAUGAACUGUUGAUGAAAAAUCAUCAAUCCCAUCCAACUGGAUCAACACCAUUUCCUGAAGCGAAUGCUGCAUCUGUUGAUGAUUUUGGGCGUGGUCAACGUCACCGCCGAGGUCGUGGACGCGGACGCGGAUGCGGUCGCGGACGCGGUCGCGGUCGUGGUUAUGGUCGUGGUUAUAAUAACCAAAACUCUUCAAAUUUCAAGAAGACCACAUCUCACCACCAGAAGUGGGAGAAUAAAGAGGAAAAACAAGAAGAAAGAGGUUCUCAAAAUAAAGCCUCCAAGAAUAAUGAAGAUGUUUGUCAUAAGUGUGGCAUGAGAGGACAUUGGCGACGCACAUGUCGCACGGCUAAACAUUUUGUUGAUCUUUAUCAAGCAUCAUUGAAAGAAAAAGGAAAAGGUGUAGAAACAAACCUUGCUGAACACCAUGAUCCCACGGACUUUUCGCACUUAGAUGUCGCAGAUUUCUUUGAGAAUAAUGAUGGAAAUUUUGAGAAUUUAAUUGCUGAUGGAAACAUCAAUAUAGCUUGA